CCCCCCCUCUUUUGGGGCCGAAGACCAUCAAUUUCCUAUAUGUAAGUUCAAGUCAACACAUCUGUUCUGCUCGCAAUUCCCUGCUGGCCAGGUCUGCUCCCACCCCUCCCAUCUGCUCCGCCUGCAGCCUGCCUGUCCUUCCCUACGGCUUGGCUGUUGGUGUGCCAGACCCACACUUCGGCACCCUCUCUCCCUCCACCAAGGCGAGCGGAUGGAGGCUCUCCCUGCUGAUCUCUCCUCACCUGGAGGCCUGUGACCCACUCUGCUUGGCCAGGACAGUGGCUAAUCCCCCUUGGAUGCCACAACCUAGACAGAAGCAAAGGGACAUCGAUGCCUGGUGGAGGAAUAGUAUUAAACACAGCAUUGGCAACUCUGGAACCAAAGCCGUCCUGCUCCAGAGCAUAACCUUUGGCAGCGGGAUGAAUCAGGAAAGCAAACAACCAGCUCGGCACCAUUGACGCUUGGCUUUGCAAAGUUGGAAACCCCUCAUGUUUUGGCCUGCGACAUCCCUUGCCAGCUGAAGGUGGAAACGGCAAGACCCUACAGAGAUCAGGAAAUCUCAUACAAUGUUUCCAGCUGAGGAUGCCACCCUUUAAUUAGAAACUAAGCCAUUUCACCAAUUCCCAAGGUUUUGAUUGGCUUUUCAUACAUUAUGCUCAUAGCAUUGUAACAGGUGAAACUGGACACAAGGAGGAAAGAAAAAACGACAUUGAAACACUUUGCAGUACAGUAAUAAAGCAACCUCAGGGUGUCUUUAGGCCUCAACAUGGAUGAUGGGCAUAGAGGCAAGAUGAACCAGGUUUCUGAUGACUACCGAUACCAAGAUGGCAACUAUGAAGGCUAUGCUCCUAACAAUGGGUAUUACCAGAGUGGGGAGGAGCCUGGUCAAGAAGAAGAUGCCCAGAGUGAUGCCACUGAAGGCCACGAUGAAGAUGAUGAGGUCUACGAAGGAGAAUAUCAGGGUAUCCCUCACCCAGAUGACCUCAAGCCCAAGAAGAAGAGGAAAUCCCAGGCGCUGCCAGAUGAGUUUAGAGACCAUGCCGAACUCAUAGCAGAAAAGAUGGAGGAUGAGGAACAGCUGGCUCAUCAGUAUGAAAACAUCAUUGAGGAGUGCAGCCAUGGACGCUUCCAGUGGAUCCUCUUCAUUGUCCUCGGCUUGGCUCUGAUGGCAGAUGGGGUGGAGGUCUUUGUGGUGGGCUUCGUCCUGCCCAGUGCUGAGAAGGAUAUGUGCCUGACCACCUCCAACAAAGGCAUGCUAGGAUUGAUUGUCUACCUGGGCAUGAUGGUCGGGGCUGUAUUAUGGGGUGGAUUGGCAGACAAACUCGGCCGGAAGCAAUGCCUCACCACUUUGCUUUCCAUCAACGCUACCUUUGGCUUCCUCUCCUCCUUUGUACAAGGAUAUGGUUUUUUUCUCUUCUGUCGGCUUAUCUCUGGUUUCGGCAUUGGAGGCUCCCUCCCCAUUGUGUUUGCCUAUUUCUCUGAAUUCCUAUCCCGAGAAAAGAGAGGAGAGCACCUGAGCUGGCUCUGCAUGUUUUGGAUGGUCGGGGGACUAUAUGCUUCCAUCAUGGCCUGGAGCAUCAUUCCACAUUAUGGAUGGGGAUUCAGUAUGGGGACCAAUUACCACUUCCACAGCUGGAGGGUCUUUGUGGUGGUCUGCUCCCUCCCCUGCAUAGCAUCUCUCAUAGCCCUCAAGUUCAUGCCAGAAAGUCCACGGUUUUUGCUAGAGAUCGGAAAGCAUGAUGAAGCCUGGAUGAUCCUCAAGCAAAUCCAUGACACCAAUAUGAGAGCGAAAGGCGAGCCAGAAAGGGUGUUUACGGUGGCCAACAUCAAAACUCCAAAGCAGAUUGAUGAAUUCAUUGAAAUCCAGAGCUCAACAGGGACGUGGUAUCAGCGUUUUUUGGUCAGAGCCACAACUACGCUCAAACAGGUUUUGGACAAUGUGCUUUAUUGUUUGACAGCCCAGUAUAGAAUGAAUACGCUCUUUCUGGCAAUUGUGUGGUUUUCUAUGGCCUUAAGUUACUAUGGCCUUGUUGUCUGGUUCCCGGACAUGAUACGGUAUUACCAAGAGGAAGCAUAUAAAUCCCGUGAGAAAAUCUUUUACCAGGAAUCAGUGAAGGACAUCACCUUCAACUUCACCCUAGAAAACCAGGUCCACAAGAAUGGGACAUAUAUCAAUGACAAGUUCAUGAAAAUGAAAUUCCGGGAUGUAACCUUUGAGGAUUCGGUGUUUGAGGAGUGCUACUUCGAGGACGUCACCUCCAGUGAGACCUUCUUCAGAAACUGCAUCAUUAUCAGAACUGUCUUUUUUAACACAGAUCUCUAUGAACACAAAUUCAAAGAGUGCACAUUUGUGAACUCCACCUUCUUGGAGCAGAAGAAAGGGUGUCACCUGGAUUUCGAGCGAGACAACGAUUUUCUCAUUUACUUAGUCAGCUUCUUAGGGAGCCUCUCGGUGCUACCUGGCAAUAUCAUCUCAGCACUUCUGAUGGACAAAGUUGGAAGAAUCAAGAUGAUAGGGGGCUCUAUGCUGAUUUCUGCUGUCUGCUGCUUCUUCUUGUUCUUUGGCAACAGCGAGUCGGCCAUGAUCGGCUGGCAAUGCCUCUUUUGUGGCACUAGCAUUGCUGCCUGGAACGCCCUGGAUGUCAUCACCGUGGAGCUGUAUCCCACACAUAAAAGAGCCACGGCCUUUGGCAUCCUCAACGGGAUAUGCAAAAUCGGAGCCAUCUUGGGGAACUCUAUCUUUGCCUCCUUUGUUGGCAUCACCAAAGUGGUGCCCAUCCUUCUGGCUUCCUCCGCUCUGGUCGGUGGAGGCCUCCUCGCCCUGCGGUUGCCAGAAACGCGUGACCAAGUCCUGAUGUGAACCCGUGAAAGGGAGGAAGGCACUUCCAAUGGACCAUGGAAAGUCGGGCUUCAGAUCCAAACGUCCGCCAGUAUUUCUCCACUGAUACCUCAGAUUUGGGGGGGAAUCUGGGGGAGAGGAGGAAGCACCCCUUUGAGAUAACCUUAGUUCUAGGACCAGUGUGAAAUGGUGAUGGGGCCCAUGCAGCCGGGCUACACACACAAAGAUACACCCAGGUACACACCCAGAGCUUUGCUCACCGCUUGAAAGCUAACCCAUUUUAGGGGGCAAUCGGAGCCCCGUUUUCCUGCUGAACAUGUGUGAGCAUCUAUCCCCAACACUAGUCGAUAAUAUCCGCAGCCGCAUUGUGAUUGUGCAUGUCGUGGUAGGUAUUGUGCAUUGUAGGGAGCGAAGCAAGCCACUCCACCACCCAAGUGAAGCUCUAAGGGCUCAACCCAACGGCUUGUUGUCUGCAUUUCUAUACCUUUCCAGGCAAUUAAUUGUGGGUGGGGG
Molecule: messenger RNA, 3352 nt
Organism: Anolis sagrei ordinatus
Lineage: Eukaryota; Metazoa; Chordata; Lepidosauria; Squamata; Anolidae
Gene: SV2B
Product: synaptic vesicle glycoprotein 2B
Biological process (GO): chemical synaptic transmission; transmembrane transport
Cellular component (GO): synaptic vesicle membrane; neuron projection
Molecular function (GO): transmembrane transporter activity
Source: RefSeq, a predicted model, not a curated record